GUAAUGCGGUAGCGCGGGGAAUUUCGAGUGGUGUUGGAGCGCCGGAGGCUAGUGGGUGGCUGACCCCCAGCAUCCUCGGGAGCGACCAUGGACUCCCUGGCCGAGUCUCGGUGGCCUCCGGGCCUGGCAGUCAUGAAGACAAUAGAUGAUUUGCUGCGGUGUGGAAUUUGCUUCGAGUAUUUCAACAUUGCAAUGAUAAUACCUCAGUGUUCACAUAACUACUGCUCUCUCUGUAUAAGAAAAUUUCUGUCCUAUAAAACUCAGUGUCCAACUUGCUGUGUGACUGUCACAGAGCCGGAUCUGAAAAAUAACCGCAUAUUAGAUGAACUGGUAAAAAGCUUGAAUUUUGCACGGAAUCAUCUGCUGCAGUUUGCUUUAGAGUCACCAGCCAAAUCUCCUGCUUCUUCCUCUUCAAAGAAUCUUGCUGUCAAAGUAUAUACUCCUGUAGCCUCCAGACAGUCUUUAAAGCAGGGGAGCAGGUUAAUGGAUAAUUUCUUGAUCAGAGAAAUGAGUGGUUCUACAUCAGAGUUGUUGAUAAAAGAAAAUAAAAGCAAAUUCAGCCCUCAAAAAGAGGCGAGCCCUGCUGCAAAGACCAAAGAGACACGUUCUGUAGAAGAGAUCGCUCCAGAUCCCUCAGAGGCUAAGCGUCCUGAGCCACCCUCGACAUCCACUUUGAAACAAGUUACUAAAGUGGAUUGUCCUGUUUGCGGGGUUAACAUUCCAGAAAGUCACAUUAAUAAGCAUUUAGACAGCUGUUUAUCACGCGAAGAGAAGAAGGAAAGCCUCAGAAGUUCUGUUCACAAAAGGAAGCCGCUGCCCAAAACUGUAUAUAAUUUGCUCUCUGAUCGUGAUUUAAAGAAAAAGCUAAAAGAGCAUGGAUUAUCUAUUCAAGGAAAUAAACAACAGCUCAUUAAAAGGCACCAAGAAUUUGUACACAUGUACAAUGCCCAAUGCGAUGCUUUGCAUCCUAAAUCAGCUGCUGAAAUAGUUCGAGAAAUCGAAAAUAUAGAGAAGACUAGGAUGCGUCUUGAAGCUAGUAAACUCAAUGAAAGUGUAAUGGUUUUUACAAAGGACCAAACAGAAAAGGAAAUAGAUGAAAUCCACAGUAAAUAUCGUAAAAAACAUAAGAGUGAAUUUCAGCUUCUGGUGGAUCAGGCUAGAAAAGGAUACAAGAAAAUUGCUGGAAUGUCACAAAAAACAGUAACAAUAACAAAAGAAGAUGAAUCUACAGAAAAGCUAUCUUCUGUAUGCAUGGGACAGGAAGAUAAUAUGACCUCAGUAACAAACCACUUUUCUCAAUCAAAGCUGGACUCCCCAGAGGAAUUGGAACCUGACAGAGAAGAGGAUUCUUCUAGCUGUAUUGAUAUUCAAGAAGUUCUUUCUUCAUCAGAAUCAGAUUCAUGCAAUAGUUCCAGUUCAGACAUCAUAAGAGAUCUUUUAGAAGAAGAGGAAGCCUGGGAAGCAUCACAUAAAAACGAUCUUCAAGACACAGAAAUAAGUCCAAGACAGAAUCGCCGCACAAGAGCCGCUGAAAGUGCUGAGAUUGAACCAAGAAACAAGCGUAAUAGGAAUUAAUGUGGGCUUUUGCUGACUUUUCAAAUGCAUUGAUUAGAAUACCGUACUUUUGGUUGCCACAGAUAGAUUUUCUAUUUAUAAAUGCCCAAGGAAAGAUGCUAAAUUCUAAAUAUUACGGUUAGCUGAUAUUCAUUCUUUUCUGCUUUUCCAGAGGGGAAAAAUGUUACAAAAUAUCCUUACUUGGUCAGUUGCCUCCUGCCUCUAAAACAUCUCUCUCUAAAAAUACUGACAUUUCACACAGGUACCAGCUUUGCAGAGGAGGUAGACUCUUUGGCACUUUGGCACAGGGAUUUGGUUUGGUUUGGUUUGGUUUGAUAAUUAAAUUUCAGAAUGUCCUUAGGCCAUUCUCCUUCUCUUCCAUGGAGAAUCCAGCCUCACAAAAGGAUUCUUUCAACUUCUUUAUUGCAAGAAACAGUUGAGUUAAAUGUUUGUUUUUGGAAAGGCGGGAUGUCAGUUCACAUCCUUGGUGUGUGUAAGUACCGAUGCACGCCACCACCAUGCCUGUGUUACAGCAGCUCCAUGAUGGUUGUUGCCCGAGGUUAAUGUAGUUGUUUGUUAGACCUGUGUCUUACACAUUUCUCAGAGUAGGAUAUUAGUAUUAUAAUUUAAAGCUACGACAGUCACAAAGUCACAAUAACUUAGAAACAUUGCGCAUAUUCUUCUGAAAUAGCACUUAAAAAUGAUUAGUGUCAGUAUUUUUUCACUUGGGUCAAUCAAAUCUGUAACACUGAAUCCAAGCUAUUAAACAAAAAGUAUGCAAUGAAUGAAUUUUGUAAAUGAAUAGAGAGUAUCAGUUUACAAUAAUGUUCUUAAAACAGUAUCCUCUGGAUAGUUGAGUAUGGGUUAGAAAUCAUUGAAAUGGAUUGGUCAGAAAUUGCUAUCUGUGUAAAAUGUCUACCAGUAGCCAGAUGCUUCCAGAGUUCUUAAUGCCUCUCUGGCAUUUCAGAGCCAGCAUCCCCCAACUCCCACCCCUCUGCCAUCACCCAACCCAAACACAUCAGCUUUCAAAUGAGAUGAUAGUAAAUGCGGCAAUGUUAAGACAAGAAAUUUAUGAUUUGCCAGAUUCAACAUUUAUGACCUCCCCUUCCAAAGACUGUCUCCGUUGACCUUGUCUUUUUGGUAUGCCUUGGGGUUUCUGAUAAUGUGUGGAGUCUCAUUAUGGCUGAGAGUUUAGUGUUUUCACAGUGAAGUGCAGACAUUUGAUUUCUUUAUGAGUUCCCUGUGUUAGAAAUGGCUAUAGAAAAAUUUGUCAUAAUAAUUUCAUUUGCAUGAAAUCCUGAGGGGUGCAUUAAGGAAACUAAAAGCACCACUUACCAAAUCUAUCGGCAGAACUGAUGUGAGGUAAGUGAGCAUGUCAAACAAAAUAGGAGCUCACAUGGAUAUAUUUAUGUCACUGAGUUGUCAGAAAUUAUGUCAAAAUGAAAACUGUUUGUUUCAUGACAAAUUAUAUAGUCUAUAAAUUAAACUGGAAGUAAUUAUUACUUUAAUUGCAGCAAAAGGAGUUUGUGAGGGAGCGGUGAGACCCAAGAUUGGGAAAGUAGGCACAUGAGUUCAUUCAGCAAAUAUUUGGUUAUCUAUGUCUGUCACUGUGCUGACACUGGGAAUACAAAGGUGGCCAAAGAUCAUCUAGAACAAUGGUUCCCAGUGGGGUGGGCAGAAAGAUUUUGCCCCCCAGGAGACAGCUGGCAAUGUGUGGAGACACUUUUGGAGGUGGAGGGUGGUGAGGGGUACUACCAGUAUCAAUGGGUGGAGGCCAGGGAUGAGGCUAAACACCCAACCCUCAUGGAUUAGUUUGCCAGGGCUGCCGUCACAAGAUACUGCAGACGGGGAAGCUUACACAACAGAAAUGUGUAUUCUCAGAAUUCUGGAGGCUGGAAGUCCAAGAUCAGUAGGGUUUCUUCUUCGGCCUCUCUCCUUGGCUUCCACUCAUGGUGUCCUUGCAUGGUCUUUUCUCUGUGUGCACAUGACUGUGCAGGACUGGUGUCCCGAUUUCUUGUAGGGACAGCAGUCAUUGGAUCAGGGCCCAUGCGUAUGGCCUCAUUUUACUUCAGUUACCUCUUUUUUAGAUAGAGGGCCCUAUCUCUAAAUACUGUCACAUUCUGAGAUACCGGCAGUUAAGACUUCCAACAUAUUUAGUGGUAGGGGUUAAGGGGCACGCUUUAGACUACAACACUCCACAGUAAAGAAUUAUCCAGUCUAACAUGUCAGUUGUGCCAAGACUGAGAAACCUGUAAUGUAAAGGAACUCCCAAGUCUACCUGAAAAGUAAGGUCUAAAGAGCAUUUAUUGAGCACUAUCUGUUAGCACUUAGCAUAUGUUUAAUAUUCAUACAUUGAAAGAAAUGUAUGUUCAUAUCCAUCUGACAAAGAUUAAGGAACUUAGAGUAAGUAAUAGAUCCAAAAUUGAAACUGAUAAACUUCUGGUUCUAAAAUUCACCUUUUAGUGAAAAUACAGUUUCUCACCAAACUUACAGUAAUUCAGAGUUAUUAACUCUUUCUACCUCCUCACUCCCCUCAAAGUUAUAACAUCUCCCAUCAACAUCAGCUCAGAAUGGCAGUGAUGCUUAUGGUUUGUGGGGGUGCAGGUGAGCUGCUGGAUGCACUUUAGAUGGCCUAGUAUGCCAGGCCGUCCUUUCAUCCUCUACUCUCGUCUUUCUUUUUCGACCUCAUGUUGAGGAUUACUGGUCUAGUUGAAAAAAGAAUUCAUACACAUAAGACCAUGUAUAUAAUAGAGGGAGGUAUGCCUUUAAAAACAAAAUUACAUGGUAAAGACUGAUGUGUCAACAGGGAUAGACAACAUAGAGAAGGCUAGAACUGUUUCUGGAAAAAAACCCAAAAACAAUGGAUUUCAAACUUCUUAGCAUCCGAUAAAAGAAAGUAGCAAUUAUUCAAAUGAGAAACACUUCUGUCUGUUAUGUACAUAUUAUGAAAGUAUGAACAUAAGAGGGAAAACCACAACCAUUACAUUUUUUACCAUUUCAGUAAUUUUUUUUUGGUUUUUAGUCUGUUUUUAGACAUCCUUAAGAACAACUAUCUGAGGCUGUAAACAAGUAUUUACAUUAACACCCAUGAUACUGACUUUAUACUCCCUACCUGCAUUGAGACCUUAAAGGGGGCAUUUCUCCAUUCCUUCUGUGUAUUUCUGGGUAUCCCCAGGUUCAGAUAUUCAGAAUACAGAUACAAGUCCAUGCUUGCAUAUGUUGCUGCUCCCCCCGACAGACUUCUACCAGCAUCUGCCCUCCUCACCGCUGCUCUGUCACGUGCACUGCGGCUGGCCCUGCUGGAAAGUCCUACCUUGCCUAGGACGCCAUCCCCGAUAUAGCCCCAAGAUGCAAACCUGCCAAGUGCUAGGGCAGCCCUGCCUUCCUGUCCAUUUCAGUCUCUUGGCCUUGCUGUGUUCCAAGUGGAAAUGGGAGUGUGCUUUCCUGGUUUGCUAGUGUACUAUCACCCGGACCACAGCGUCCUGUGCAAAAAUUUGCUUCCUCUCUCUUCCCCUUUCACUCUUUCUCUUUUCUCUUCCCCACCCCCUUUUUUUUCUCUUUCCCCUUACCUUUCUUUCCUUUCCACUCUUCCUGUCCUUCCUUCCUUCAACUAUUAGGACUAUAUGUCAAGUAAUGUGCAAAACAAAGACAGUUCCUGCCCUGAUGGAGCUUGUAGAUCAGAAGGGAAGAUGAGCAUUAAGUAAUUAUAUAGAUUAAUGUACAACUGUGAUGAGUGCAACAAAAGAGAGGUUCAUGGCACUAUCAAACAUGCAAUGGACGGAUUUUGUUUUUGCCUAUAAACUCUUGCCAUAGAAAGCUUGAAAAUCAGUCCAGGGGGACAGCAUUAAUCACCAUGUUCUUUCCUUAUCCCUGUCUUCCCCAAAAUUCAUGUGUUGAAACUUAACAAGAGGUGGGAACUUUAGGAUGUGAUUAAGUCGUGAGGGCACAGCUCUUAUAGAUGGGGUCACGGUCCUUCUAAAAGGGCUUGAGGGAGUGGUUUUGUUUCCUUCCAUCCCUUCCGCCACAUGAGGACACAGUCUUCGUUCCCUCUGGAGGACUCAGCAACAACACACCAUCUUGGAAGCAGAGAGCAGUCCUCACCAGACACGGAAUCUGCCAGUGCCUUGAUCUUGGACUUACCAGCCUCCAUACCUGUGAGAAAUAAAUUUCUAUUGUCUAUAAGUUACCCAGACUGUGGUAUUUUCUUCUGGCAGCACAAAUGGACACCCAGAAACUGAUGCAUGCAUCUUCUGACUCCUUUGAUUCCAAAAUACAAAAUAUUAGAAUAAAGUUAUGGAAGUCA
Messenger RNA from Homo sapiens (human), 5857 nucleotides. RefSeq names its product RAD18 E3 ubiquitin protein ligase (gene RAD18). Gene Ontology annotation, cellular component: nucleus; centrosome; chromosome. Gene Ontology annotation, molecular function: DNA binding; ubiquitin protein ligase activity; single-stranded DNA binding. NCBI's taxonomy places the organism in Eukaryota, Metazoa, Chordata, Mammalia, Primates, Hominidae. The coding region runs from base 88 to 1575 and encodes 495 amino acids. The transcript is spliced from 13 exons. The record is from RefSeq and is marked reviewed. Gene Ontology annotation, biological process: protein monoubiquitination; protein ubiquitination; DNA repair.